Anarrhichthys ocellatus (wolf-eel) is the source of this 1664-nucleotide messenger RNA. RefSeq names its product SPOUT domain containing methyltransferase 1 (gene spout1). The transcript is spliced from 12 exons. Gene Ontology annotation, biological process: maintenance of centrosome location; miRNA processing. Gene Ontology annotation, molecular function: miRNA binding. Lineage: Eukaryota; Metazoa; Chordata; Actinopteri; Perciformes; Anarhichadidae. The record is from RefSeq and is a predicted model, not a curated record. Gene Ontology annotation, cellular component: mitotic spindle; spindle pole centrosome; kinetochore. Bases 61 to 1206 code for a protein of 381 amino acids.
UUUUGAAACGCGAAUCACGACCCGGAAGUAAAUACACUUCACGUGUUGGUGUGUGUAAAAAUGUCUACCGACGUUGCAGCGAAAAGACCCCAAAGUAUGCCCUCUCAGCCCGCAGAGAAGGUGGACUGGAAGAAAAGGAAAACAGAAAUAAAAGAGGCUCAGAAGCAAACGAAAGAGGCCAAGCUGAUCAAACAGUUGGAAAAGCAGAAAAAGAAAACGGAGUCCGCAGAGAGAGCAAAACAUGAUCAGAGCCAAAGCACAAAAGGUCGGGCUUACACGGUCAGCGUGGCUCUGCCGGGUUCUGUCCUGGAUAACGCUCAGUCCACUGAGCUUCGUACGUACCUGGCCGGGCAGAUCGCCCGAGCCUGUGUCGUGUUCUGUGUCGAUGAGAUCAUCGUGUUUGAUGAAUAUGGGGAAGAUGUCAAGAGCGUUGAAGGAGAAUUUAAAGGUGUUGGGAAGAAAGGACAUGCUUGUAUUCAGCUUGCCAGAAUCCUUCAGUACCUGGAAUGUCCCCAGUAUCUGCGCAAGUGGUUUUUCCCAAAACAUCAAGACUUACAGUACGCAGGUUUGCUCAACCCUUUAGACAGUCCUCACCACAUGAGGAUCGAUGAUGAAUCAGAUUACCGGGAAGGAAUCGUCCUCGACAGGCCGAUCAAACCAGGAAAAGGCUCAUUGGUCAACUGUGGAAUGAGAAAGGAUGUCCGGAUAGAUAAACAGCUGCAGUCUGGACUUCGAGUCACAGUGAAGCUCAAUAAGACACAAAAUCAGGAGAGCAAAAUGUGUAAAGGUGUGGUGGUGGCUCCUCACCUGCCCAGGACUGAAGGAGGUGUUUACUGGGGUUACAGUGUCCGUCUGGCGUCGUGUCUCAGUGCAGUCUUCACUGAGAGUCCAUACGCAGAAGGAUACGAUCUCACCAUUGGCACAUCAGAGAAAGGCGGCAACAUGGACCAAGCAGCCCUGUCACCAUUCAAGCAUCUUUUGGUCGUCUUUGGAGGCCUUCAGGGAUUGGAGGCCAGUGUAGAUACGGACCAACACCUGCAGGUGACUGACCCCAGUGUGUUAUUUGACCUGUACCUCAACACAUGCCCCGGUCAGGGCAGCAGGACCAUUCGUACAGAGGAGGCCAUCUUGGUUUCCAUGGCCGGGCUUAGACAGAAGAUCACCACCGCCUUUUCAGAUGUUUCCAAUGAUUCAUUAAAGAAUUAGUGAUCACAGAAAGUAAACAAAGGCAUGCUGGCAGACAUUUUAUCAUCUAGUAUUCACCAUGAAGUUGUUAAUUUUCCAUAAUUAGACCUUUGUAGCAUUGCUUACAGUUAAAACAGCUGUUAAUACAAACAUCCCAAUCACUGCAUUGUGUGCAGUCACACACUGUCACUAGAUACCUGUCACAUUUCUCUUCAUGUCUUUGUUCUGUAUGUCUGUGUUUGUAAAUGGCUUAACAAAUUGUACAUAUUUAAAUACAAAUACUUUCCACAAGCUUGCACCGACUCGUAUUGUAUUUUUUCAAAGCACAACACGCACAAACAAAUGUCACUGAAUAUUUUCAUCAAUAAACACCAUUUUUUCUGAGAGAGUAGGUCAAACACACGCCCGCGGUAAGAGAAAGUCACCCGUCUGCUUUUAGUACUGAUACAACAGUCCUGCAAUAAUUAAUACUUCAAUGA